Molecule: messenger RNA, 2056 nt
Organism: Coregonus clupeaformis (lake whitefish)
Lineage: Eukaryota; Metazoa; Chordata; Actinopteri; Salmoniformes; Salmonidae
Product: low affinity immunoglobulin gamma Fc region receptor II-like
Exons: 7
Biological process (GO): cell surface receptor signaling pathway
Molecular function (GO): transmembrane signaling receptor activity
Source: RefSeq, a predicted model, not a curated record
CCUUGGCCACAUUGAGCAUCUUUCCUCAGGGACCCCUCUACACUGGAGAGACAGUCACCACUGUACACAGAUUGGACGUACCUUUGGUCCAGAGACAACCAACAUCUUUCCAGUCAGUCCAGUGAAACCAUCACCAUCUUUCUUCCCGACCAGGCUGGUCAGUACCUGUGUAAGGGGACCAGGAGAGAUUGGCCCCAGCAGUCUCAACUCAGCGGAACCGUUCUCAUCAGAUUCACUGCCCUGCCCAAAGCUGAACUGAAUGUAGAGCCAAACCCUGUGUUCCCUGGAGAGACAGUUACUAUGACGUGUUCAGUAGGGUCUGACAGUAGCUGGAGAUAUCAGUGGUACAAAGACAGGAAUGAUAAUGUAGUAUCCCAGUCUGUCAGACACACUAUAACAGGAGACACCCUCACCAUCAGUAGAGUUGCUGAGUCUGACCAGGAUCUCUACUGGUGUCAGGGAGAGAUCCAGUCCAGAUCCAUAUCAUCAAUCAUCAGUGAUCCUGUCACCAUCACCCUGAAUGGUCUACCUUUGGCCACAGUGAGUAUCUCUCCUCAGGGUCUCCUCCACUCUGGAGAGACAGUCAGGAUGCAGUGUGACAUUUCAGACUACACAGACUGGGAUUACCACUGGUUCAGAAAUAAACAAAAACAGAGUCAUGGUAAAACCAUCACCACACUGUCUAACCAGGCUGGUCAGUACAUAUGUGUUGGGGUGAGAACAGGUCGGCCCCAGUGGUCUCAAUUCAGUGUUUCCCUCGCCAUCAGAGUCACUGGUGAGUUCACUAUUGAUACGCCAUCACUAACUUGUUGUUGUUGUUGUUCUCAUCGUAGUGUGUGUCAGGACACUGGAGCUUCCCACUCAAUCUUAUUGCAAUACCAACAGAUUAUCAGCCCUCGACUACACUGACUUCAGACAAAGAGGACGUAUUCACAGGAGACAGAGUGCCACUGACCUGUACUGUAGAGUCUUAUGGAUGGAAGUUUUACUGGUACAGACACAGACCAGACUCUAUAUUUUUAAGAUUAAAAGUUUAAAAACUGCCUUCUCCUUCAUAACAGAUAAACCCAAGUCUGUCCUGAGUAUCUCUCCUCAGUGGCUGAACCCUGGAGAUUCAGUGACUCUCAGCUGUAAAGUUGACAAGAUGUCUACAGGCUGGUAGUUCCCCUGGUACAGAACUGUUCCCUACAGAGCUGGGUUACCCUCCCUAUUGGACAAGUCCUACUCUGUAGAGCCCCUAUCUGACAGGAGUACUGGAACUACAGAGAGCUUCUACACCCUGAGUCCUGCUGGUCCUACUCCCACAGGAGGAUAUGUGUGUAGAGCUGGGAGAGGAGACCCAGUCUAUGACACACUCUACAGUGAACCUCAGUUUCUCUGGUCAGGAGAUCUGCAGCCUUCAGUGUCUCUCAGAAUAAGUCCUAACACAACUCAACACUUUACAUCAAAGUCUCUCUCACUGAGCUGUGAGGAGAAGGGGAACUCUACUGGUUGGAGACUGAUGAGAUACACAGAGAGAGGAGUAGAGUCAGGGUGUGUCUCUAACUGGGGAUCAACAACAGGGUCCACAUGUACCAUCAGCUACACAUACACAGGGGACAGUGGAGUGUUCUGGUGUGAGUCUGGAUCAGGAGAGUACAGUAAUGCUGUCAACAUCACAGUGGAUGAUGAUGAUGUGAUCCUGGAGAGCCCUGCCUAUCCCAUGACUGAAGGAGACUCUGUGACUCUGCGCUGUAAAUACUGGACAACUAGCUCAAACAUCAAGGCUGAGUUCUACAAAGAUGGAGUUUUCAUCAAGAAUGAGACAACAGGAGAGAUGACCAUCCCUACAGUAUCCAAGUCAGAUGAAGGAUUCUACAAAUGCAAAUACACUGACAAGGGAGAAUCACCAGAGAGCUGGAUGACAGUGAGAGUCUCUCCAGUCGUAGCUCCUGGAUCCUCUACAUCAGUCCUAGUAGGAGUGGUUGUGGGUCUGGUUGUUGCUGGUGUUCUACUGGUCAUUCUCCUGGUCCUGAUGUGGAGAUUUAAAAACUCCAAAGUUAUGUUAAUUCAGUAA